Messenger RNA from Alligator mississippiensis (American alligator), 4938 nucleotides. It is a transcript of the gene FARP1, whose product is annotated as FERM, ARH/RhoGEF and pleckstrin domain protein 1. The transcript is spliced from 27 exons. Gene Ontology annotation, cellular component: cytoskeleton. The record is from RefSeq and is a predicted model, not a curated record. Lineage: Eukaryota; Metazoa; Chordata; Crocodylia; Alligatoridae. Gene Ontology annotation, molecular function: guanyl-nucleotide exchange factor activity; cytoskeletal protein binding. Bases 193 to 3384 code for a protein of 1063 amino acids.
GGCGCGGCUCGGUCCCGCUCCCGCUCCCCCGGGCUGCAGCAGCAGCAGUAGCAGCGGCGGCGGUAGCGGUGCGGGGCUCGGCUUCCUCCUCCCUCCCUCCUUCUCUCCGUGCCGAGGCAGCAGCGAGGCGGGCAUGGCAGCGCCGCCGGCCGCUCCCUGCCCGCUCCCCGCCGCCGCCCCGCCGAGCCUUUGAUGGCCUGGAGCUCCGCCAGCCCCGGCCCCGCGCACGACAUAAGAAACGUUUCUUUAAACAUGGGUGAAACAGAGCAGAGACCAACUGCAGGAUCCCGGUUAGGAGCUCAGGAAAAUGCUGGGAUCAGUACGUUGGAGCAUGGACAGAAACUGCCUCCGACACCACCUGGAAAGCUUGUCUCUAUCAAAAUCCAGAUGCUGGAUGAUACGCAGGAAAUCUUUGAAGUUCCGCAAAGAGCUCCAGGGAAGGUUCUGCACGAUGCCGUUUGCAGUCACCUGAACCUUGUUGAAGGCGACUAUUUUGGCCUUGAGUUUCCGGAUCAUAGAAAGAUGAUGGUGUGGCUGGACCUUUUGAAGCCCAUUAUGAAGCAGAUUAGAAGACCUAAACACAUUGUUGUAAAAUUUGUAGUAAAAUUCUUCCCACCUGAUCAUGCUCAGCUGCAGGAAGAACUGACAAGGUACCUAUUUGCAUUGCAAGUGAAGCAGGACCUGGCACAGGGCAGGCUAACAUGUAACGAUACCAGCACUGCACUCUUAGUCUCACACAUUGUACAGUCUGAGAUUGGGGAUUUCGAUGAAACCAUAGAUCGUGAACACUUAGCAAAGAACAAGUAUAUACCUCAGCAAGAAGCACUAGAAGACAAAAUUAUGGAAUUCCACCUGAAUCAUAUGGGACAGACACCAGCAGAAUCAGAUUUCCAGUUGCUAGAGAUUGCCCGUCGGCUGGAGAUGUAUGGAAUUCGAUUGCAUCCAGCAAAGGACAGGGAAGGAACAAAGAUCAACCUGGCAGUUGCCAACACAGGCAUUCUGGUGUUUCAGGGUCACACCAAGAUCAAUGCCUUCAACUGGGCCAAGGUUCGGAAGCUCAGCUUCAAGAGAAAGCGUUUUCUUAUCAAACUGCGGCCUGAUGUGAAUAGUUCAUUCCAGGACACCUUGGAGUUUCUGAUGGCUAGUCGGGACUUCUGCAAGUCUUUCUGGAAGAUCUGUGUAGAACAUCAUGCCUUUUUCAGACUUUUUGAGGAGCCCAAACCAAAGCCUAAACCUGUUCUCUUUUCUAGAGGUUCAUCAUUUAGGUUCAGUGGCCGGACUCAGAAGCAGGUUCUUGACUAUGUUAAAGAAGGAGGACACAAGAAAGUGCAGUUUGAAAGGAAACACAGCAAGAUUCGUUCCAUCAGGAGCCUGACUGCCCAGCCUUCAGAACAGCAUUCAGAGGUGCCAAAACAAAGCUCUAGCUUUACAUUUGGAGAUGAUGCUGAUGCCCCAGCAGUGCAGAGCUGCCAGCAAGGGAAGGAACUAAAAGUGUCAGCAGAAGAUGCUGAGCAGCGCAGAAGCCCAUCCUUGAGGAAGAGUCCUAAGGAAGGCAGAAGGGUGGAUGGAGUGGUGAUGGCAACAAUGGAGGAAGAAGAGGAGAUCAUUAAGGAUAGGACACAGCAGAAUAGAACUCAGUCGCAGCAACCAAGCACAGCAGGCUCUCUGACUGGCAGCCCUCACCUUUCAGAGCUUUCCAUCAAUUCCCAAGGAGGACCGCCACUGGCAAAUACAUCAUUAUCUCCAAACCUGAGCCCUGAUGCCAAGCAGUCCUCUCCACUGAUCAGCCCAUUGCUGAAUGACCCAUCAGGCAUAAGGACUGAUGAUGAGGAAGAGGUCAGGAGAAAGAGGUGUCCAGCUGACAAAGCUUACUUUAUUGCUAAAGAAGUAGCCACCACUGAACGAACGUACCUUAAGGACCUCGAAGUCAUCACAUCGUGGUUUCAGAGUGCAGUGAGUAAGGAUGACUGUAUGCCGGAAACACUGAAAAAUCUCAUAUUUUCCAACUUUGAACCUUUGCACAAAUUUCAUACCAGUUUUUUCAAGGAAAUUGAGCAGAGACUUGCUCUGUGGGAAGGGCGCUCUAAUGCUCAUAUUAAAGGAGAUUACCAAAGAAUUGGUGAUGUUAUGUUAAAGAACAUUCAGAGUAUGAAGCAACUGACAAUUCACCUGCGGAAGCACAAUGAGAUUUUGAUGGAGUUGGAGAAUGGGAUUAAGAACUCUCGCAAGCUGGAGACCUUGUGCAGGGACUUUGAACUACAGAAAGUCUGCUACCUGCCCCUCAACACCUUCCUUCUCAGGCCUUUGCAUAGGUUGAUGCACUACAAGCAGAUAAUGGAGAGGCUCUGCAAACACUACCCACCAAACCACACAGACUUCAGGGACUCCAGAGCUGCUCUGGCUGAGGUUUCUGAAAUGGUGGCUCAGCUCCAUGGCAAUAUGAUAAAGAUGGAGAACUUCCAGAAACUGCAUGAACUGAAAAAAGAUUUGAUAGGCAUUGAUAAUCUGGUAAUCCCAGGAAGGGAGUUCAUUAGACUGGGCAGUCUUAGUAAGCUGUCAGGAAAAGGUUUACAGCAGCGGAUGUUCUUCCUGUUUAAUGAUGUUUUGUUGUACACAAGCAGAGGCCUGACAGCAUCAAAUCAAUUUAAAGUCCAUGGGCAGCUCCCACUAUAUGGCAUGACAAUAGAAGAGAGUGAAGAAGAAUGGGGAGUUCCUCAUUGUCUGACAUUACGAGGUCAGCGUCAAUCCAUCAUUGUUGCUGCAAGCACACAGGCUGAAAUGGACAAGUGGACUGAAGACAUACAGAUGGCAAUAGAUCUGGCAGAAAAAAGCAAUGGUCCAGCACCUGAACUACUGGCUAGUAGCCCACCAGGCAACAAGUCUCCUGAUGAAACUACUGUAGACCAGGAAUCAGAGGACGAUCUCAGUGCAUCCCGCACCUCUCUGGAACGUCAGUCACCACACCGUGGCAACACUACGGUGCACGUCUGCUGGCACAGAAAUACCAGUGUUUCUAUGAUCGACUUUAGUAUUGCUGUGGAGAAUCAGCUCUCUGGAAACCUUUUGAGAAAAUUCAAGAACAGCAACGGGUGGCAGAAGCUCUGGGUUGUAUUCACCAACUUCUGUAUGUUCUUCUACAAAUCGCAUCAGGACAAUCAUCCUUUAGCCUGCCUUCCCUUAUUGGGGUAUUCACUUACCAUGCCUUCUGAAUCGGAGAACAUUCACAAAGAUUAUGUCUUUAAGCUACACUUCAAAUCCCAUGUGUACUACUUCAGGGCUGAAAGUGAAUACACAUUUGAAAGGUGGAUGGAGGUGAUCCGAAGUGCCACCAGCUCUGCCUCACGCACUCGUGUUUUAAGUCAUAAAGAGUCUCAUGUGUAUUGACAGCUAAACACUCACCACACUGAUUGUUCCCACGAGCUGCUGCUUUUCUAGAGGACAUCUGAAUUUAUUCUCUCCCUUAACUUUAGUAAAAACUUACAUUUGUUUAAAAGCAAAAAAUGGUUUUACAGCAACCUUCAUGAUCCCCUCAGCAACUGUUUAAACUUAAGUUUCUCCAUCAGCCCAGUGGCAGCAGUUAGUUUCCUGUCCUGUAUUUUGUCAUUCUGUGUGCUGUUUCUAGCUUGUGCCAGUAUUAAAACAUUGUCCUUAUUAGAGUGCCAAAAGAAAUUUUCUUGCCUCAAAAGGUUGCACCUGAAAAAGACACAAACUAAUUUGUAAUUUCACAAUCUGAAAAUUUUCUCUAAUGAGGCAAAUCCUGUUUCUCCUCUUUUAGUAAAAAGAUUUUUUACCAUGCUAAACUGUAAACUGCUGGAUUUUUAAAUGUAUGGAUUUCCAGUGUAGACUAUAAAUAUAUGCACAGUAGGCAGUCUGACAGUAAUGAGGUAAUUUUCAGAUGCCAUUUUUCAAUCUUUCUACAUAUAAUCAAGGAAAUACCAAUUUUCUAUCUUUAACAAAAACAGUUCAUGGCUCACCAAUCUCAUGUCAUUUUAGGGUUACAAAUUCAUGUGGUAUAAAACUGUGUAAGACUUGUAUUUAACCUUUUCCUUGGUGCCAGUUGACCAAAUUGUUCAUUUGUUGGUUUUGAAGAGUGAAUACUACUUGCAAGAUGAGAAAUAACCCAGUGCAAUAUUAUUUGGGCUAUUAAUGUACUGUGAAUGGUGUAUACAAGGAGAAAUUAAAAGCUGUGGUGGUAUUCCGCUGUUUGUUUUUACAAACUUAACAAAAGCUGUAUGAGCCACAGCUACUCGUGAUUAAGUUGUAGAGUGUUUUAGUAGAUAAAGUGGACUCAAACACUAUAAACCGAUGGUACUGCUCUACCCUAGACUUUCAUGAUCCAUGUAUCCUAUACGUUUCAUUUUGUAUUGAACAAUUUGUAGUGGUCUGCAAACUAUCUGAAGGUUAGUUCCUCUAAAGUGGUACUAUUUCUAUUUCAGAAAAUUAUGGACUUUAACUUACAUGUAGAGAACAGGAUGUAAUCACUGUCUGAGGCAUUUAUUCCACCUAGCAUAUUCAUCUAUAUAUUUUAUCUAAUGGCAUUUUCUUGGAUCAUCUACUGGUCCAAUUAGAAGACUAAGUCAGAUCAGAUGCUUUUCCUUGCUGUUUUUAGAUACAUUUCUUACUGAAAAUUUAUAUUAUACAGAAAAUAUAAACACAAACUCAACCAGCUAAACACAGAUUUAUCAUGAUUACAGAGGUCCUUUUGGGGAAUACUACCAUCAUGAAGCCAACAGAGGCCUGGAUAUAAAUAUGGGAACCGCAAAGAAAAGGGGAGGGGGAAGAAAUUAUUCUACCAUCAAUUUUUAAAUGUCUAGCUACUGGAUUUGUUAAUCACAUGCCCUUACACAAUGUAUAAAAUGGUUUAGCAUUUCUCACAACAAAAGGGAAUAAAAUACCUCACAAUGCAAUCAAGCAUACUUCAGUUUCAAGAUGAUAAAA